Racocetra persica is the source of this 374-nucleotide messenger RNA. Lineage: Eukaryota; Fungi; Glomeromycota; Glomeromycetes; Diversisporales; Gigasporaceae. The record is from the annotation of a GenBank genome assembly.
AUGGGUCAUUCACAAUCAAAAUUCUUUAAUCAAUUUCUAUUCAAAAGAAAUAAUAGAAAGGUUACUAAAAGAAGCGAAAAUUCAGAGUGUAAUAAUUCAGAGUGUAAUGAUUGUAAUGAUAAAAGAGUAGAACAACAAAUUAAUAUGAAUAAAGAACCAUCAACUUCAACGAUCUCAGUAAUCGAUGUUCAUAGGUUCAUUGAAGGUCGAAGGUUUCGGAUUUCUAUGAAUGCCACAUAUACAUUUCCAAGUGACUACAAAGAAGCUACACGGUUUAAUGAAUCUAUUAAACUUAUGAAACGAUUAUUUAAUUAUAAUUAUUCGGCUCCUGUUGAACAAUUAUUAAUAAAUGGUGCAAAAGUACUUGAAAUCGG